GUCGUGUUUAACAAAAACGUAUGGUAUUCCUUGACAUAAACAGCAGCAAAUCAGCAAUCUUUUUCCCGAUCUGUUGAUCUCCAGAAACUGCGAUUAUCGGGGCUGAGAAAUCUCUCGUAAUCGAAUUGAAUGGGGUCGUGGACUGUUGGUAAUUGGCCUUCCUUCGACCCCCACAACUUCAGCCAACUUCGCCCCAACGAUCCUUCUGCUCCCUCCAAGAAGACACCAAUUACAUAUCAUCCAACUCAUGAACGGACUAUUCCACCGCCUGACCAAGUAAUAUCUUCAGAAGCCAAAAACAUACUACUGAGGCAAUUGUAUCAGCGCAGUGACGAGAAGCUGAGACCAAAGAGAGCUGCAUCGGAGAAUCUGGCACCGGAGCAAGAAAGCAAGCAUCCAAGGGCUUCUGGUGCUUCACCUUCAGAUCCUCUACCAUGAGAGGUUUCUGCAGCUUAAUUAAUGUAAAUAUUGUUGGUUGUUGAUGUUGAUGGCAUAUGUUUGUGUGAAUGUAGUAAAGUUAUUAUGAUAGAGCAAAUUGUUUGCUUCUUGUUGUUGUUGUUGUGUACUUUCAGCCAUACAAGACUUGUACAUUUUUCAUAUAUAAAUAUCCCGAAAAUUGCAUCUGUAAAACAGAUCCAAUUUUUUU
Molecule: messenger RNA, 646 nt
Organism: Cynara cardunculus var. scolymus (artichoke)
Lineage: Eukaryota; Viridiplantae; Streptophyta; Magnoliopsida; Asterales; Asteraceae
Product: DET1- and DDB1-associated protein 1
Exons: 4
Coding region: 130-438 (102 amino acids)
Biological process (GO): positive regulation of proteasomal ubiquitin-dependent protein catabolic process
Cellular component (GO): Cul4-RING E3 ubiquitin ligase complex
Source: RefSeq, a predicted model, not a curated record